AUGUCAGCUGCUCGUCCAACCGUCAACGUACACGGUGGUGAAGCCUCAUCAUCAUCCGUACCACUCCCAGCUGUUUUGACCGCACCAAUCCGUUUGGAUGUUGUCGCUGCUGUUCACAAGUCAAUUGCUAAGAACAAGCGUCAACCAUACGCUGUCAGCCCACAAGCAGGUGAACAAACCUCAGCUGAAUCAUGGGGUACUGGUCGUGCCGUUGCACGUAUUCCACGUGUUGGUGGUGGUGGUACUCACCGUUCUGGACAAGCUGCCUUCGGUAACAUGUGCCGUGGUGGACGUAUGUUCGCUCCAACCCGUGUCUGGAGAAAGUGGCACGUCAAGGUCAACCAAAACCAACGCCGUUUCGCUGUCGUCUCAGCAUUGGCUGGUUCAUCCCUCCCAUCAUUGGUCCUUGCACGUGGUCACAGAGUUGAGCAGCUCGAGGAAGUUCCAUUGGUUGUUCCAUCAUCAACUGAGUCUAUCCAAAAGACUAAGCAAGCUAUUGACUUGUUGAAGUCUGUAGACGCAUACGAUGAUGUCGUCAAGGUAUCAAACUCACGUGGUAGACGCGCAGGUAAGGGUAAAUACCGUAACCGUCGUUACCGUCAACGUAGAGGUCCAUUGGUUGUCUACGAUGAGGACAAGGGUAUCACCAAGGCUUUCCGUAACUUGCCAGGUGUUGAAUUAUGUAACGUUCGUCGUCUCAAUCUCCUUCAAUUAGCACCAGGUGGUCACAUUGGUAGAUUCAUCGUCUGGACUGAAGGUGCCUUCAAGUUACUCGAUGAAAUCUUCGGUACCUUCGACAAGCCAUCCGCUCAAAAGCUCGGCUACACUCUCCCACGCGCUAAGAUUGCUAACGCUGAUAUCACCCGUGUCAUCAACUCAGAUGAAAUUCAAUCAGUUGUUAAGCCAAAGGGUCCAAAGCAAACUAGACGUCCAUGGACACAAAAGAAGAACCCACUCCGUAACAAGGGUGUUCUUUACAGACUUAACCCAUACGCUCAAUCAUUGCGUCGUCAAGAAAUCCUCAAGUCAGAGAAGAACAGAAAGUCAACCGUUAAGAAGUCUGCUCCAUCUGGCCAAGCUUCAAAGGAAUUCCUUGAGAACCUCUUGGCUCCAUAA
Messenger RNA from Wallemia mellicola CBS 633.66, 1116 nucleotides. RefSeq lists its product as hypothetical. Bases 1 to 1116 code for a protein of 371 amino acids. The record is from RefSeq and is a predicted model, not a curated record. Gene Ontology annotation, biological process: translation. NCBI's taxonomy places the organism in Eukaryota, Fungi, Basidiomycota, Wallemiomycetes, Wallemiales, Wallemiaceae. Gene Ontology annotation, molecular function: RNA binding; structural constituent of ribosome. Gene Ontology annotation, cellular component: ribosome; cytosolic large ribosomal subunit. The transcript has 2 exons.